This is a messenger RNA of Caenorhabditis briggsae, 1131 nucleotides long. NCBI's taxonomy places the organism in Eukaryota, Metazoa, Nematoda, Chromadorea, Rhabditida, Rhabditidae. The coding region runs from base 1 to 1131 and encodes 376 amino acids. The record is from RefSeq and is a predicted model, not a curated record. The transcript is spliced from 4 exons.
AUGUCCGAUAAUCGCCCAAAACGCGUCCGAAAAGCCGUCGAGAAGUUCGAAUUCGAUCACAAAGAUGCCUCAGAAAUAGCUCACUGCUUCUUCCCAAUCACUUUCCAAGCAUACAAUUCGAUUUCAGACUCUCCACGCCAAUCGGUCCAAAAUGUCCCAACAAUGACAACUUCCAUCGGAAGUUCUUCCCAUGGAAUCACCUCCACAAGUCAACCUGCCGCCAAGAAGGUUCAAAAGGUUUUAAGAAAAAGCUCAUCUACGGCUCCGGUCGCACCACCGCCCAUCUCAGCACUUCUUCAGAAUCCAAAGGACACCCCUCUUCAAUCGGUCACCAACCUUCCAACAACGAGCUCUUCCAUCCCAUCUGCUCCACGUGGAAUCGCUUCAACAAAUCAACCUGCCACCAAGAAACCCAAGAAGGAGGAGAACGGGAGCUCAGAAGCUGAUAUCAUAACACUAUCGGACGGCGAGAGCGAUAAAUGUCCAUCGAUUGAUAUUUCUGCUACUCAAAAGCGGAAAACCCCUUCUUCAGCUACCCAACUUCCAAAAACAGUUACUCCGGGAUUCAAAAGCGCUGCUGACAGCUGCUCCACAUCUUCAGUGUCAUCGGUUCAAAAUGGUUCAAGAAAGAGCUCAGCUGUAGCUCUCUCACCACCGUCCAGCUCGGAACCUCUUCAGUAUAUAAAGGGCCAUCGCCCUAAAGUCAUCAAAACUGAAUUUAUCGCGGGAGGCAACGUGGAAACCAAAGGAUCUCCAAGCAACUUCAGUGGCCUUGGAGAGAUCAAAGUCCAACCGAGACGUAUGGUAUUCAAUGCGCCAUACAUUUUCAGCCAAGAGAAUAGGAUUAUGAUCUCAAACGAGUCGAAUCGUCAUCUCGCAUUCAGAAUCACCAUGUCAAAUCCACAUAGACAUUUUGCCCAAGACGAGACUGGAAUCAUCAGACCACUGGAGAACUUCCAUACAUUUGUCACCUGUGCCAGUUUUGGAUUCGAUCAAAAUGUCAUUGAGAAUCACCAAAUCAUCAUCCAAUGGACAAAUGUCCCACGUGGAGUCAAGGAAUUCAGUCACGAUUGGUUUGAAGGAGAUGGAAUUGUUGGGAGAAUGACCAUCCAAGUGAAGUACAGCCAUUGA